AUGGCAGAAGCAGCCGACGAGCUCUGGCUUUGGCAUUGGGUUCUUCCGAGCAUCCGGCCCGAGUCCUGGGAAGCUGCUUUCAGCAAGGCGCAUCCGCAUGGGCCUCUUGGCCAAGUUGGAGGAAAAGAGGGAAGACUCCGUCGAGCAGAGCUUUCUGGGGGAGGGGCCGUCGGUUACAUCCAGCUGCCACUCACGGUCGUCUUCGAGUCGUCUUUUCCUACGUCGUCUUGCUCCCGCAAGGAUCUGCUUUUCCAGCAGCACAGGGCGAAGCCUGGGCUUCAUGCGCUAAAUGCGCCACUGAAAGUGAGGUGGCUGAUGCACUCACCGAUGAUGAGAUCUGCCUGA
Molecule: messenger RNA, 345 nt
Organism: Symbiodinium sp. CCMP2592
Lineage: Eukaryota; Dinophyceae; Suessiales; Symbiodiniaceae
Source: the annotation of a GenBank genome assembly